AUGUCGAAGAAAACAACUGUCAACAUGCCCAAAUCAAUAAAACAGUACAACGUACUUGCAGAAGUAGGGCAUGGUGCAUAUGGAACAGUAUUUAGAGUAUUUAAUAAGCUGGAUCGCCGUGCCUAUGCAAUAAAAGUUUAUCCGAAAUCAAAUCUGCAAACGGAAAAGCAGGAGAGAGAAUUUCAGCGCGAAAUUGAUGCAAUGGCUUAUAUUAAGCACCCUGGACUCGUCGCUCUUCAUGACUUUUUUGAUGAUUCAGAUAAUUUUUACCUUGUCAUGGAUUACUGUCAUGGAGGAGAAUUAUUUGACUACGUUGUUUCUAAAAAGCGUCUUGAUGAGCCAACAGCUGCUUUAGUUUUUAAUCAAAUUGUUCAAGCUGUAGAGUUUUGCCAUUCUAAUGGCAUAGCUCACCGUGACUUAAAACCAGAAAAUAUACUUAUCGAUAAAUUCCCUAAAGUUAUGGUUGCAGAUUUUGGACUUUGCGGAUUUAUUGAAGAAUCAACGCUCAUGCAAACAUUUUGUGGAUCACCAAUAUAUUCUGCCCCAGAAAUCAUCCAAAGGAAAGCAUAUGAUGGCAGAUUAAGCGAUGUUUGGUCACUCGGUGUCAUUCUCUUCGGAAUUGUUACAGGAGAACACCCUUGGAGAACAGAAAAUACAUCGGCAAUGCUUAGCCAAAUUAUUCACGGCGAAUUUACAUUUCCAAGUUACUUAUCUGAUGAUUGCAAAGAUUUAAUCUCAAAAAUGCUUGUUCUAGAGCCAUCCCAGCGCUGGACUUUGAAGCAGGUACUAGGGCAUCCUUGGAUUCAAUACGAAAAGUUCUCUUCCGCAAGAAAUACAUUGGCAGGCAAAAAACUCUUAACUCGUGAUGUUCCAACUGCUUCCGGACUUCCUCUAUACAGGAUUAGUGAAAUAUCACACAACCAAGCAACAAUUAGAUUUGAUCAUAAUAUUAUUUCUCCGUUUGAAGAAGAAGACGGAGAAAAUCCAACUAAGAACUUGCCAAGGCUCUCUGUUAGAUCAAAUUCGCUUGCAAACUUGUUGAAUCCUGAAUCUUCAGAAAAUGGAAAUGAAUUGAACAAAUCCAGCAAUUACAGACUUAUUGUUGGCAACCAUUUGUCACUUGCAGGCAAUAGACAAAGAUCAUCUAAUGCUUUACUUCAACCAAUGUCAACAUUUGGAGAUUGA
Messenger RNA from Trichomonas vaginalis G3, 1185 nucleotides. Its product is annotated as protein serine/threonine kinase protein. Gene Ontology annotation, biological process: protein phosphorylation; intracellular signal transduction. Gene Ontology annotation, cellular component: cytoplasm. The transcript has a single exon. Gene Ontology annotation, molecular function: protein serine/threonine kinase activity; ATP binding. The coding region runs from base 1 to 1185 and encodes 394 amino acids. NCBI's taxonomy places the organism in Eukaryota, Parabasalia, Trichomonadida, Trichomonadidae. The record is from RefSeq and is a predicted model, not a curated record.